AUUCCAUCUUGAACCGCAGCUUUUCCCAAUCGAACUGUUGGUUGGCCAACAUCCACUGGAACCAAAGAUAUCAUAAGCUUUGAUUUGGAACCUGGCACCUGAGAAUGCAGAAGUAAAACAAUCAAUAAUCCGGGCACGUACGUCAAACAAUCCAUGCAUGACUAAUGGAUGGAGUGCCAAAAUAAUCUGAGGGUAGAUCUCACAGGUUCCAACUUCCAAGAGCAGGUAACUCUAGCAUCAUCAUCUUUUUCAUUUAACCACGAAGGAUAAGUUCAUAUUUUUAUCCCAAGCGUGGAAAGAUGAUGUUGGUGUUAAGAGCAACUCCGCUGACAUAUGUGGCACAUGCACUGGCAGUAGUGUGCGCGGUGAUGGUGUUGGUUUGGUGCAGCAGCUUCAGAGGUGGAUUGGCCUGGGAAUCUCCCAAUAAAAGUCUCAUCUUCAACAUUCAUCCGGUGCUGAUGUUGAUUGGUUUCAUCAUAAUUGGGGGUGAAGCAAUUAUAAGCUACAAAUCUCUGCCCUUGAGGAAAGAUGUAAAGAAAGUGAUUCAUCUAGUGCUGCAUGCAAUUGCAUUAAUUCUUGGAAUUGUCGGUAUUUGGGCUGCUUUCAAGUUCCACUAUGAGAGCUCAAUCCCCAACUUGUACAGCUUGCACUCUUGGCUCGGUAUGGGCGUUAUUGUUCUAUAUGGCCUCCAGUGGAUAUACGGCUUAGGAGUAUUCUUCUACCCUGGGGGAUCUCCUCCAAUGAGACGCGCUUUGCUUCCAUGGCAUGUGCUGAUUGGGAUGUUCGUGUAUGUUUUAGCUGUUGCAAAUGCAGCCAUAGGGUUCUUGGAGAAGCUAACUUUCCUGGAGGCUGCAGGCCUUGAAAAAUAUGGUUCAGAGGCUUAUCUUGUCAACUUCACUGCUAUUGCCACUAUCCUUUAUGGUACCUUUGUUUUUCUAACAGUGUAUGCUAAAAAAGAUCAAGAGUGUGAUGACGGUUUAAGUAGCUGAACUUGACAAAAUAAAGUAUCAAUAAGGAAAAUUUGUCAAACACUAAAUUUGUCAAACACUACCUAUUAAUUUUCACUUGUCAAAAACAGCAACCUAAUAAGAAUUAUCACAAUUUUAAUCUUUUAUGGUUGUAAUUUUUUGGAUGUAAUUACCUACAUUAAUAUCUAGGAGUGGCUGAAGGAUAUCUCUUGAAAAAUGUUAUAUAUUUGAUACUAAAUUUUGUUUUGUU
Messenger RNA from Beta vulgaris subsp. vulgaris (sugar beet), 1218 nucleotides. Its product is annotated as transmembrane ascorbate ferrireductase 1. Bases 300 to 989 code for a protein of 229 amino acids. Gene Ontology annotation, molecular function: oxidoreductase activity. The record is from RefSeq and is a predicted model, not a curated record. The transcript has 6 exons. Lineage: Eukaryota; Viridiplantae; Streptophyta; Magnoliopsida; Caryophyllales; Amaranthaceae.